Saccharomyces paradoxus is the source of this 894-nucleotide messenger RNA. It is a transcript of the gene AYR1, whose product is annotated as acylglycerone-phosphate reductase. The coding region runs from base 1 to 894 and encodes 297 amino acids. The record is from RefSeq and is a predicted model, not a curated record. Gene Ontology annotation, cellular component: endoplasmic reticulum; lipid droplet. Gene Ontology annotation, molecular function: triacylglycerol lipase activity; acylglycerone-phosphate reductase (NADP+) activity. The transcript has a single exon. Gene Ontology annotation, biological process: triglyceride catabolic process; phosphatidic acid biosynthetic process. Lineage: Eukaryota; Fungi; Ascomycota; Saccharomycetes; Saccharomycetales; Saccharomycetaceae.
AUGUCGCAAUUACAAUCACAACCUAAAAAAAUUGCCGUAGUUACGGGUGCCUCAGGUGGUAUUGGGUAUGAGGUAACGAAGGAAUUAGCCAAGAAUGGGUAUAUGGUUUAUGCAUGUGCAAGAAGAUUAGAACCAAUGGAACAAUUAACCUUUCAAUUUGGCAACGAUAGUGUUAAACCAUACAAAUUGGAUAUUUCUAAGCCAGAAGAAAUUGUAACAUUUGCUGGCUUUUUGCGAACUAAUUUACCUGAAGGUAAAUUGGAUUUAUUGUACAACAAUGCCGGUCAGAGUUGUACUUUCCCAGCAUUGGACGCAACUGAUGCUGCAGUGGAGCAAUGCUUUCAGGUCAACGUGUUUGGCCACAUUAACAUGUGCCGCGAACUGUCGAAAUUCCUUAUCAAAGCUAAAGGAACCAUUGUUUUCACUGGUUCCCUGGCAGGUGUUGUUUCAUUCCCCUUCGGCAGUAUUUAUUCAGCUUCUAAAGCUGCAAUCCACCAAUAUGCUCGUGGGCUUCAUCUUGAAAUGAAGCCUUUUGGUGUGAGAGUAAUUAACGCCAUUACUGGUGGUGUCGCUACGGAUAUUGCUGAUAAGAGGCCCCUGCCUGAAACUUCGGUAUACAACUUCCCUGAAGGUAGGGAUGCCUUUAAUUCAAGAAAAACCAUGGCCAAGGACAACAAGCCCAUGCCAGCUAAUGCGUACGCAAAGCAGCUGGUUAAAGACAUCUUGAGCACUAGUGACCCAGUAGAUGUAUACAGGGGCACAUUUGCCAACAUUAUGCGUUUCGUCAUGAUAUUUGUUCCUUACUGGCUACUGGAGAAAGGUCUUUCUAAGAAAUUUAAAUUGGACAAAGUCAAUAAUGCUUUGAAAUUGAAACAAAAGAACAAGGACGAUUAG